Molecule: messenger RNA, 1119 nt
Organism: Melozone crissalis (California towhee)
Lineage: Eukaryota; Metazoa; Chordata; Aves; Passeriformes; Passerellidae
Gene: LMCD1
Product: LIM and cysteine rich domains 1
Exons: 6
Coding region: 19-1065 (348 amino acids)
Molecular function (GO): zinc ion binding
Source: RefSeq, a predicted model, not a curated record
GCGGCGGAGCGGCCGGAGAUGUCGGGGAGCCAGCCGCAGGUGGGACGAGGCGCGCCCUGCCUGCGCUGCCGGGGGCUGUGCACGGGCUUCGAGCCGCACUCCUGGAGGAAGAUCUGCAAGUCGUGCAAGUGCAGCCAGGAGGAGCACGGGCCGAGCUCGGAGCUGGACGAUGACCGCAAGGUCGGGCGGCUGCUCGCGGGCUCCCGGCACGCCUCGCUCACCGCCCGCCUCAAGGGCGGCGACGGCGCCCGCGUCUACAAGAGGAACCGCAUGAUCGUCACCAACCCCAACGUCUCGGGCAAGGACCCCACCUUCGACACCAUCACCUACGAGUGGGCUCCCCCCGGCCUCACCCAGAAGCUGGCCAUGCAGUACAUGGAGCUGGUGCCCAAGGAGCUGCAGCCCGUGGCGGGCACGGAGGGCGCCUGGCAGCGGCGGCGGCGGCUGGCACGGCAGCUCCCGCUGCACGACCAGGACCCGGCGCAGUGCCGCGGCCUGGCCGAGGGCGAGCAGCAGCUCAUGCACGACUUCGUGACGAGGUACAAGGCCGAGGCCCUGGGCGUCGGGGAGGUGGCGCUGCCGGGCCAGGGCGGCGGGAAGAAGGAGGAGGAGAAGGCCCAAGAGAAGGGCAUGGAGCCCAGCACAGCCCCCGAGUCACCCAACGGGGCCCUGGAGGGCACGGCCGGGCACUACCGCUGCGAGGCGUGCCAGCAGCCCGUGCCCGGGGACUGCCCCGUGGUGUACGCCGAGCGCGCCGGCUACUCCCGCCUGUGGCACCCCGGCUGCUUCGUGUGCUGCCGCUGCGCCGAGCCCCUCGUGGACCUCAUCUACUUCUGGAGGAGCGGGGCCGCCUGGUGCGGCCGCCACUACUGCGAGAGCCUGCGGCCCCGCUGCGCCGGCUGCGACGAGAUCAUCUUCUCGGAGGACUACCAGCAGGUGGAAGGGCUGGCCUGGCACCACAAGCACUUUGCCUGCCUGGAGUGUGAGACGCUGCUGACGGGCAAGCCCUUCACCCUGGCCAACGCCAGCCUGCUGUGCAGCACCUGCAGCCAGAGCAGGGCCUGAGCAGGGCCAGAGGGGCUCCCACCUGGACUGGGGGCAUUGGGAAACACAGCACGA